AUGUCUUUUCACCUCCGACCAAAACAUUUUUUUCUCCCUCCCACUGUUGUUGUUGCUGUUAUUGUUGUUGUUAAUCUUCUUCUUCUUCUUUUUUUCUUUUCCUUCCUCCUCCUCCGCUUCUUCUUCUUUUUUCUUAUUUUCCUUCCUUCCUCCUCCUCCUUUUCUUCUUCUUCUUCUUUUUUCUUCUUUUCCUUCUUCCUCCUCCUCCUUUUCUUCUUCUUCUUCUUCUUUUUUCUUCUUUUCCUUCCUCCUCAUCCUCCUCUUCUUCUUCUUGUUUCUUAUUUUUCUUCCUCCUCCUCCUCAUCCUCUUCUUCUUCUUUUCCUUCUUUCUUUUCCUUCCUUCUUUUCAUUCCUCCUCCACGUCUUCUUCUUUUCCUUCCUUCUUUUCUUCUUCUUCUUCUUUUCCUUCCUCCUCCUCCUCCUCCUCCUCUUCUUCUUCUUUUCCUGACUUCUUCCUCCUCCUCCUCUUCUUCUUCUUCUUCUUCUUCUUCUUCUUCUUCUUCUUCUUCUUCUUCUUCUUCUAUGCUUCCAGCUCUCUCGUCUCGUUCACAACCACUCAGAUAUUUCGCAUACACUCUCUUUGUCACUUCUUUUCUCUCUCUCUCUCUCUUUUCUCUCUUUCUCUCUCUCUCUUCCUCUCUCUCUCUCUCUCUCUCUCUCUCUUUCAAUCCUUCUCACACGCACCUACCCUUCUCUUUUAUAUAUACAUACGCACACUCGCUCACUUUCACGGAAACUUUUCCUCUCCAUAUUUCUCUCUCUUUAUCUAUCUGUCUGUCUCUAUCUGACACACUUUCAUGCAAACACGUUCUCUCUUUCUUUGCAUAUUCUAUUUCAUAUAGACACACGCUUUUAAUAAUUCUCUGUCUCAUAAAAGUUCUUCUCAGUUUUAACACAAUCCCCCCCCCUCGGUUUUUCGAUCACACAUUCUCUCUUUCUUACUCUUUCUUACUCUUUCUCUUUCAUUAUCUACCCACGCAAAAGAAAUGCACACGUACCUCACUUUCUACACAAUCUCUCUCUCUCUCUCUCUCUCUCUCUCUAUCUGUCUGUCUGUCUGUCUGUCUGUCUCUCUCUCUCUCUCUCUCUCUCUUUUAA
This is a messenger RNA of Acanthosepion pharaonis, 1098 nucleotides long. The record is from the annotation of a GenBank genome assembly. NCBI's taxonomy places the organism in Eukaryota, Metazoa, Mollusca, Cephalopoda, Sepiida, Sepiidae.